Neoarius graeffei (lesser salmon catfish) is the source of this 3626-nucleotide messenger RNA. It is a transcript of the gene micall2b, whose product is annotated as mical-like 2b. Lineage: Eukaryota; Metazoa; Chordata; Actinopteri; Siluriformes; Ariidae. Gene Ontology annotation, molecular function: protein binding. Bases 352 to 2700 code for a protein of 782 amino acids. The transcript is spliced from 18 exons. The record is from RefSeq and is a predicted model, not a curated record.
AGGGCAGUUUCAGUGAGACGCAGUGUGGAUAUGGAACAGGAAGGACAGAGAGGGGGAAAAAAACCAACACAAGCAUGAAUGUGUUCACUGCUGAACAUUCCACCUGAUCAACUGAACCCUGAGAUUAAACAGAAAGAAGUGACACGCCUCUGUCUCCGCCCCUCAUUGACACGCCUCUGUCUCCGCCCCUCAGUGACACGCCUCUGAGAGAGAGAGAGGGAGAGAGAGACGCAGUUUGUUCUCGGAGGGAAGUUUCUGUUCUUGAGGCUCGGACCGAUCUCCGCCAGCCCCAUGUGGAUGUUGUUGGCGUCCUGCUCUGCGUUAGUGGUCGUGUUUUAGUGUGUCCGCACCAUGGCAGCAGUGAAAGCCCUUCAGCAGUGGUGUAAGAUCCAGUGUGAGGGUUACAGAGAUGUGUCCAUUACCAACAUGACCACGUCGUUCAGGGACGGACUUGCGUUCUGUGCCCUCAUCCACAAGCACAGACCCGACCUCAUAAACUUUGAGUCCUUGCGCAAAGAAAAUGUUUACGAGAACAACCACCUGGCGUUCAGAGUGGCAGAGGAGGAGCUGAGCAUUCCUGCUCUGUUAGAUGCCGAAGACAUGGUGGCUCUGAGAGUUCCUGAUCGUCUCAGCAUUCUCACCUACGUCUCUCAGUAUUACAACUACUUCCACGGCCGCUCUCCCAUCGGAGGUUUAGCAGGUGUGAAGAGGCCAGCUGAAGAGCCCGUCGAUCGUACGUCCGGGAAAAAGAACCAACCAGUCACAGCGAAAGCAUUCAGCUCGUCUAAAAUUGAGACGGAAGCAAAGAGAGACGUUCCGGUGGAGCGCCCCGAUAAACCCGGCACUAUAAACACGAGCUGCAGCGUCUGUAACAAACACGUCCACCUCGUUCAGAGACACCUCGUGGACGGGAAACUCUACCACAGGAACUGCUUCAAAUGCAGUGAGUGCUCCAAUAUUCUCCUCUCCGGAACUUACAAACCUGGAAAAGAGCCCAACACCUUUGUCUGCAAGUCACACCAAAACAUACAGAAGGCUCCGCCCACUCAGGUCACAGCACCUGCACGCUAUAACCAGACUACACCAACAACCACCAAGUCACCACCAAAGGACAUCACACUCAAGAGUCUGGGAAAAGAUUCCUCUCAGCCCAAGCCAGGCCCGCUUUGGCUGGCGAGUAAGAAUGAAAGCUUCUCGGCCCCGAAACCGGCCCCGACAGCCGCCCCUCGCUAUAAACCCACAACAUCAAAUUCUGUGACUGUGACGGUGAAAAUUCCCGCUGAACAGAAAGUAAUCACGGAGGCUCCUAAAGGUCCGAGCAGCUCCGUCCAGAGGAACCUGGAGGCCAGACAGAGGUUCUUUGAGCCCAGUAGUAGCUCCGUAUCAGUCACUAAGGGCACUACAGCAGUCUCGGUUAAUGAAAAGCCAGCAGCAGCAGGAGGUACAGGAGCUGCUGGAGGUGCAGGUAAAGGCAAACUGCUGCUCCAGGCGGAUGAGUGGACAAAAGAAAAGAAAAACGAAAAGCAAAAUGAUGGUGAUAAGGAGAAAGCGAAGUCUAUCAUUAGCAAGUUUGUGACUGAUGAGACCAACAAAACCAGCAGCCUACAAUCACAACAUGGUGGUGUGAGAGCUGGUGUUAAGACUAACGUUUCAGUCGGACCCGCUGCCGCUAAAGGGCCGAGCACCAAAGUACGGCUGAAACCACCGGUUAUGGAUCUAGAACUGAGUACAAACCCCACUUCAGAAAAAACCUCCAGCUGGCUGCGUCCCAGAGACAAAUCUCCAGCUAGAGCAGCUAAUGCACAGCCUUCUGACCACAAUGAAACCGGUACAGCGCCUUCAGACUGGAGAUCUCUGCUCAAACCUGUGGCCAAGAACACAAAAUUCAAAAGCUCCCAAGAUUCCACGCCGACAAGUGAACCGAAGACAUCUAACACAGGAUCUCGUCCCUUGGAAUCACACAUGAAGAUCUCCACUCCUCCAUCUACUGCUCCUCUUUCUACAAACAGCAGCAGCACAAAAUCACCCUCAACCAGUGUACUGAAAAACAGGACGACACCUGGCCAAGGCAAUGAGGGCAAUGAGGAAGGACUUAAAAACUAUAAUGUCGAAAGCAGAACAUCAGAUUCAAAUUCCUCUUCAACAACGCCAAAGUUGAAGCCCGACUACAUCCCCAGAGACGAGAUCCUGAAGGAACUAAAGGAGAUUGAGGUGAAGCUGAAUGAGCUGGAAAAGAAAGGCGUGGAGUUGGAGAAACGGCUCAGGCAGUGUGAAGAGGAGAACCAAGAGGACAUGCUAACGAACGACUUAAUGGUGGACUGGUUUACUCUCAUCCGAAGCAAACAGGUUUACAUCCGGCGCGAAUCCGAGCUGGUCUACGUUGGAAGAUCUCAGGACCUGGAGGAAGAGCAGCCUAAUGUUGAGGCAGAGCUUCGCAAAUUGAUGGAAAAACCAGAACACCUGAAGACUUCAGUAGAUAAAAAACGAGAAGACGAACUGAUGGCUAAACUGAUGGAAAUCGUCAACGACAGAAAUGCAAUAGUGGAUGGACUCGAUGAGGACAGACUGAGAGAGGAAGAGGAGGAUGAGCAGUUAAAUAAGAUGAUGCAGAAUCUUGACAUGAAGAAAGAAAAGAAGAAAAAAUCGACCGUGUCCAAGUGGUUUGGUUGGAAGAAUAAGCGCGAGGCUGUCGAGGACUGAUCUUGUCGAGGAACGGAAAUGAUAUUGGACAGAUUUUAUGAUCAUGUCUGUGACGUGUUGAUAGGAAACGAGCUCCUGACGUCUGAUCCCACCUUUAAAACUCUGUUAUUAGUAUCGUGUGACCUCAUUAUACAUCAUUUGAACUCUUCGCUAUUACUGUACAUUAGCCACUUUGCUAUCUACAGAGCUAGCUCGUUAGCUUGUCCUGCUAAAUGGUCGUGUAGUUGAGGAGGUCAAACAGCAGACGUUAUUUCUAUAGUUGGAUCAUCACGUGUCAGAAUUUUUGUGGUGCGAAUUGAUGGGGGGGAAAAAAAAAACUGCCAGUGUGGUGGUGUUUUACACUCAGUCCAAAAGAGCUUCCACAGAAAUGAGGUUAAGAUCCCGAGCUGUGGAAAGCCCAAGCCUGUAGGAGGUGAAGCGUCUCGUGUUUUCGCACGUGGACGUGAGCUGAGUGAUAGUGAUUUAUGUAUUUGUAAAGUAUUGGAUUUAUUAGAGAACAUGUUGAGUCGAUAAACACUGAUUCAUAUUGAAUCACACACCGAGUCUAAAACCUGAGUCUGUUCUUUUAAUAUAGAUUUUAGUGAUUUGGUAGAUUUUUAGUGUUGUGAUCGAUGAAACCCCAGAAUGAAUGCGGUGCAGUUCUGCAGACUGACCUGCAGGGGGCAGCGUGUAUCUUACACUAAACACAGGAACAGUUCAGUUUGUGGAAACGCAGGGAUAAGUGGACAUUUUAAUGCUGAGUUCUUGGAAAUAUGUGGAAUGUACAUAAAAUAUAAAGAUGUCAGUGUUCGCCAAUUAAAUUAUUUAGUGUUUUAGGGGAAAAAAGUGAUAGAAUUUGUGUAUAAUUAAUUCAAAAUAAAAUCAAGACUUGUGAACUGAAUGUAAAAUAAAAUGUAAGAUGAUCAAUAAAGGUUUUUCAAGAAGUU